GUGAAAAUGCUUAAAGUCCAAAGUGCGAUAGCUGAUCUGUUUGAAGAACACAGAGAGGAACUUAGUUCUCAUCCUCAGUCCACUGAUGAUCAACAGCAGAACGUUCUGGAUGCUAUUCUGACGCCUGAAGAUCACAAUGCAGAUCUGCAUCAGCUGUCACAGACCACAGAAGAGAUUCCAUCACAGCAACAGCAAUGGAACCCAUACGUUGACCAAGAAGAACCACAGAGUUGGCAAAUUAAAGAGGAACAGGAGGAAUUCUGGACCAAUCAGGAGGGAGAACAGCUUCAACAGUUGGAGAAGGUGGAUGUCGCCAAGUUUCCACCUAUGUUUGCUGUAAAGAGUGAAAAUGAUGAAAUGCAUCCUCAAUCCUCAGACUUUCAUCAAGGCCGAACUGAAGGUAACAUAGAGUCUCUGAGCAACGGCUUAACUGAAAAAAUGGAAAUAGAAACUGAUGAAGAGGACUUUGCAGGAUCAGAAACAAAUAAAAAUUAUGAGCAAGAUAGUCAUGUACAGCCAUAUACCGAUGACACAUCUUCAGAACCUGAAUCUGAAGGCAGCAGCAGCACUCAGCAAAGCCCCACUGAGUCGUGUUUGCAUACUGUAAGAAAUAACUCCGUUAUUGUUAUGGAAAAUCAUACAGAUGAGAAACCAUUUACCUGCUUUAAGUGUGGUAAAAAAUGUAAGCGUAAGAGUGAUCUUAAGAAACACAUGAUGAUUCAUAUGGAUGAAAAACCAUUUAGCUGUCCUGAGUGUGGUCAAAAAUGGCGAUGUAGCAGCAAUCUCAAAAGACACAUGAUGACUCAUACAGGAGAAAAACCAUUUAGCUGCUCCCAGUGUGGUCAAAAAUGUCAGUCUAAUAGUGAUCUUAAGAAACAUGUGAUAGUUCAUACUGGAGAGAAACCAUUUAGCUGUUCUUUUUGUGGAAAAAAAUGUCGGUGCAAGAGCAAUCUCAAAAGACACAUGAUGAUUCAUACGGGCGAAAAUCCAUUUAGUUGUACUGAGUGUGGUAAAAAAUGUAGGUUUAAGAGCAGUCUGAAAAGACACAUGAUGAUUCAUACAGGCGAAAAACCAUUUGCCUGCUCAGAUUGUGGCAAAAAAUGUCAGUCCAAGAAUGACCUUAGGAAACAUGUGAUGAUCCAUACAGGAGAGAAACCGUUUAGCUGUUCUUUUUGUGGUAAAACAUGUCAGUGCAAGAGCAACCUCAAAAGACAUAUGAUGAUUCAUACAGGCGAGAAACCAUUUAUCUGCUCAGUGUGCAGUCAGAGAUGUCUGUCUAAGAGUGAUCUUAAUAAACACAUGAUGAUUCACACAGGAGAGAAACCAUUUAGCUGUUCAGAGUGCGGUAAAAAAUGUCGGCGUAGCAGCAAUCUCAAAAGACACAUGAUGACUCAUACAGGUGAAAAAACAUUUGUCUACUCAGAGUGUGAUUAACAAAAUAGGUGUAGAAGUGAUCUUAAACAGGAGUU
Molecule: messenger RNA, 1469 nt
Organism: Thalassophryne amazonica
Lineage: Eukaryota; Metazoa; Chordata; Actinopteri; Batrachoidiformes; Batrachoididae
Product: gastrula zinc finger protein XlCGF57.1-like
Exons: 2
Coding region: 7-1434 (475 amino acids)
Biological process (GO): regulation of transcription by RNA polymerase II
Cellular component (GO): nucleus
Molecular function (GO): DNA-binding transcription activator activity, RNA polymerase II-specific; RNA polymerase II cis-regulatory region sequence-specific DNA binding; DNA-binding transcription repressor activity, RNA polymerase II-specific
Source: RefSeq, a predicted model, not a curated record